Messenger RNA from Paramecium pentaurelia, 438 nucleotides. The record is from the annotation of a GenBank genome assembly. Lineage: Eukaryota; Ciliophora; Oligohymenophorea; Peniculida; Parameciidae.
AUGAUUUGCCUUUCUGAAAGGAAGAUUUCCAUUCAUCAGAAUAAAGGAUUGAUUUAGUUACCUGAAAUAUCUAAAUCUUAAGAACUUCUUGUAUUUAACAUAUCAUCAAUUUAGAAAUUAAACAAUAGAGCGUUAUAAUCAAGUAAGGUUAAGAAAUAAACAAAACCACAAUCCCCAAAUAAAGACAUUUAUUACUUAAAAUUACCUGCAAUUAACAAGAAAGCUUUAGAUUAAACAGACAACUUUUUCAAAUUAUCUAAAUCCCAAGUAUAAACUUAAAAAAUGUAUAAUAUAAUUGCUAAUAUUAGACUUUAAGGAGAUACUUCACUGGACAAUAUUAGCAAAUAUAAUAAAAAACUACAAGAUAUCUAAAACAAACACAAUCAUUACAUUAAUAAAAUUGAAGAGCUAUAUAUGAUUACUAAAUAACACUCAUGA